GAGCAAAUAUGGUAGAACCAACUAAAGCAUCCGGCUUAUUGUCUUUGGAUGUAUUAAGCUUAAUCAAUGAGUCCCGCAUGACUUAUGGCUUAAGACAUCAAGACUAUCAACGAUACCGUGAAUACUGUACCAAUCGCGUUCGUCGUCUUCGCCAAAUUUUAAAAUUAAGUCAAUCAAACGACAAAAAGGCUAAUGUUUGCAAACCUUUACCAAAAGAGUUUCAUGAUAACCGCUAUCUCCAACUUUAUGUGUAUGAAACCGAACGAGCUUGGGCUUAUGCUAUGGAAUUAAAGCAAGAAUCAACCAAUAGUAUGGAAACUCGUCAGAGACAUCAUCUUGUCAAGAGGUUAAAAAGAGCAGCUCAGCAUGCUUCAUUUCUUUAUGGCCUUUGUGAACAACAAACUGUGGACAGUAAAACUGUUUUUGACGUCAAGGCCUAUGCUGCACUUAUGAAGGGUUAUCUCCUUUUUGAACAGCAACAAUGGAAAGGUGCUAUUGACCAAUUUGUAGAAGCAAGAGCUAUCUAUGAGUUAUUUGCACAAUAUAAUAGUAAUGCUCAACAAGAGGCUUUGUACUAUGCUGCUAUUGACGAAAUUGAUCCCAACAUUCGUUUCUGUGCUUAUAGACUUCAGAUGAGCACACAUGAUGCUGAAAGUGUAGCAAAGGCUCAUCCUCGUACGAAUGAAUUGAACCAGGAACUAUCAAAAUUGGUUGAGGAUCAAAGCGAUUCAUGGACAGGAAGAGUUGUCGAAUGGCAUGGAAGAGAGUUUACUAUCAAGAACAAGGCCUUGUCAGAAGCAGUAACAAGAGCAGAAAAGGAAAAUGUUUGGACAGAAUCAGAAAAGAUGGUGAAGAGAGCUUUGAAAGAGAAUCAAGAAGCUACAGCUAAAGUGACGUCGACUAAAUCAGAAAAGACAAGCAAUGACCUCAAAUAUUUGUUUACGUUUGUCGAAUACCAUGUAUUUGUUUCCUUGAUUCGACGUAGCUUGAGUCAGCUUGAUGAGAAUAAGGAAAAGCAUGAACAGAUGAUCAAACUCUAUGACGAUAUUCUAAAGAACAUCGAGUGUAUUUGGGAACUGCCUUUUGUUAAAGACGAUAUCAGUUUUGACUCGGAAUUAAAUACCUUGACCCUUUACUACAAGGGAUGCAGAUGCGUACAGAUCGCUAUGAUAUACGAAGCAGCAAACAAGAUUCCAGAAUCUCUUGCACUUUAUCAGCGUGCACAGACGUAUACAGUCCAGGCCAAACAAUCACUUGUACAACUUGGUGCAUUUUCAAAAGAUGCACUGAUCCAAGUAACUGAGCAAGACAUACAGCAACUGGAUCAAACGAUAAGAACUGGAAUCUGGAAGGCUCGUGCUGCAUGGCAUCUUGAACAUGAGAAUGAAUCAAUUACAGAUAGAAUGAAUCAGCUCAACUUGAAUAAUGACCUUUUGAUUGAUCACUUGGAUACAUAUCCAAGUCAUAUUCACCGUCUUGUAGAAUUCCCACCUACUUUUCAACCUGUUUCGUGCAAGCCAUUCUAUUUUGACUUGGCAGCCAAUUAUAUUAAAUAUCCUGAACAGUCUAUAGAAGAGCGUACAGAAAAGACAGCCAGUGGCAUAUGGGGUCUUUUUGGAAAAAGAUGGUAGUAAAAUGAUUAAAGAAAUUGCAAAGACUUUCUUAUGCGGCCUUUUAAAUAAAAAUGGGGGAAAAUGGUGUACC
Molecule: messenger RNA, 1704 nt
Organism: Rhizopus microsporus ATCC 52813
Lineage: Eukaryota; Fungi; Mucoromycota; Mucoromycetes; Mucorales; Rhizopodaceae
Exons: 7
Coding region: 9-1631 (540 amino acids)
Biological process (GO): SRP-dependent cotranslational protein targeting to membrane
Cellular component (GO): signal recognition particle, endoplasmic reticulum targeting
Molecular function (GO): 7S RNA binding; endoplasmic reticulum signal sequence receptor activity; signal recognition particle binding
Source: RefSeq, a predicted model, not a curated record